This is a messenger RNA of Neoarthrinium moseri, 1113 nucleotides long. RefSeq lists its product as uncharacterized. The coding region runs from base 1 to 1113 and encodes 370 amino acids. Gene Ontology annotation, biological process: intracellular monoatomic cation homeostasis. Gene Ontology annotation, cellular component: mitochondrial inner membrane. The record is from RefSeq and is a predicted model, not a curated record. The transcript has a single exon. Lineage: Eukaryota; Fungi; Ascomycota; Sordariomycetes; Amphisphaeriales; Apiosporaceae. Gene Ontology annotation, molecular function: ribosome binding.
AUGAAUUGUCAAGCCGGAAGAAGGCGCCUACUACGCGUCAAGCCGUCCUUUGCGCACCGUGGACAGAUUUCGAGCCCCUUGUCCCCUUUCGCGGUGUCGAGCGCGCCGCGCCAGUCCAGCCUCUGCGCGAAGUCGUCGCCAGCAUCGCGCGUCAGCUGUCGCUAUGCCUCCAGCUCCGCAGAAGCCCGUGCAAAACCAGAGCCCCAGUCGGAAGUUGUUGCAAGCCGACCUGUAACAGCCCCUCUGGAUGCUACGUCACAGAUCCCGACGCCAAUCAAUCCCGACAUCGCCAUCUCUUCGACCCUCAACCCGCCCGCUUCAACCCGUCCACCGCCCCUCGAUACGCCGACGCGGGAGCCCGACUCGUCCCUAUUCCCGUAUCUGCUCAAGCUCGGCAAAGCCUAUGCCACGUUCUACAAAAACGGGGUGAAGGCCAUUCUCACGAACCGCCGCCUACUCAAAGAAGUAUCACAUAGCUUGAAUGCGCCUCCCCAUAUCAAGAACCCGGACACCAAAGUACGACCGACACGAGCCGCAGUGCUCCUCCGGGAACGGACCAACCAUGACCUUUCGCGGUUGCCGUUGUUUGGAUUGGUGGUAUUGAUCUGUGGAGAAUUCACGCCUCUGGUAGUCCUGGCCUUUCCGAAGAUGACUCCGUACACGUGCCGCAUACCGAAACAAAUCGAGAAGCUGCGGACCAAGGCUCAAGAGAGACGUGCGGCGUCGCAACGUAACCUGGGCUACGUAGCAGACUCUGCCGCACUGGAGAAAGUGACCUCGGGCCACAUUGUGAGGUCACUCGCUCUUGGGAGCAGUAUAUGGGACAAGGCCGGCAUCGACCCGCCCUUUGCUGCCACCAGGGCGUCAAAUGCCAUCAAGAGAAUCCUUCAAGAUGACGUUAUGAUCAGGGACGGUGGUGGUGUUGAUGUCUUGGAGCCAGAGGAAGUCGUGCUCGCCUGCGAAGACCGGGCUAUGGACGUGAGGAAUGCGAACGUUGACGCUUUACGGGCGAGGCUGGCCGACUGGAUUCAGACGACGACUCAAGCGGAAGGAGAUGAUGGCGAGGCCAUCGUGCGUAAGUUGUUCAUUGGACCUCGCGACAAGACAGAUUAA